AUGCAAGGCAAGGUUGAGCAACAGGACCGCAUCGAGAUCAAGUAUACACAUACUAAGGAUGAAGGCAGCGCGACCAGCAAACACGUUCAACAACGAAUGGAAGUAGCACAGAUUAAUGAGCACUGGCCGCAUCACGAAGGGUCCGUGCGAGGGCUCCCCUACGUGACGAGCGCCCGGAAUCUCAUUGUGGUCUCCGUGUCGUUCAGGGACGAAAUCAAAAAGGUCGGUGAUGCACUGGGUGAAUCAGCUGGGACCGGACCUCUUCAUCUCAUCUACUGGACAAUUUACAAUCUGAUUGUGGAAAUGUCGGCGGGGGCACCUGCGCUCGGAUACAUAUUCUUUCGGGAGCAUCCUGGUGUGUUCGCUGCGCCCAACAGGUUGAUUCAGGGAAUAGCAGGCAUUACGGCAAACGCAGACGACGUCUUGGUGGUGAAACAUUGCCAGAGCAAAAAGAACGAGGUCAUGGACUGCGACGACGAGGACAUUCCAUGGGUUAAUGGUAUCAUGAAACAGGGAGCACUUUGUCGCACGGCACAUUUAACAGCUGACAUUGCUCAGACAUCGAGACGGAGAAUGUGUGGAUUCGAUUACGGAGAUAUGCAAGCCAAAGAGAGUCGGGGACGUGCUGCGGCAGUGGCGUUACCAAUGCUGUGGCCCUGGACGACCUUGUGA
Molecule: messenger RNA, 672 nt
Organism: Suillus discolor
Lineage: Eukaryota; Fungi; Basidiomycota; Agaricomycetes; Boletales; Suillaceae
Exons: 5
Coding region: 1-672 (223 amino acids)
Source: RefSeq, a predicted model, not a curated record